CCUGUCGCUGUAUUCCUUAUUAUUGCUGGGACUCAUACGGAUCACCCAACACCUUCAAAUGAGUUGGGAAGUCAGUUGUUGGGACUUUGAUUGAUAUGCAGAAGGAAUUUGUACAUAUUUGUUUGAGUUUCUUUUUAUUUCCCCUCCGACAUUUUGACCCAUCCAUGGCAUUCCAUAUCCACAUUUACAAUAUUUUCAAUUUCUCUUCUCUCUUAUCUCCAAGCUUUUCUUCUCCUUUACUACUACUUCCACUAAUUAUAUACUCCACAUUCAAUAUUGUCACCUUCCCAAGACACCUCUGUGGACCAUGUGCUUCUUCUUCUCUGGUAUUUGUUAGAUUGUAUAUAGUCAUCACCAUUCUGGUGAAUAAUAAUGGGUUCUGGAGACUGGUUUAAGACCAUAAUUAGCCGAAAGAAAGUGAAAGAGGAAAAACAACAAAAGGGAACUUUACCUACUGAAAAAUCAAAUGGGUUCAAGUGGAGACAUCGAUCUCGUAAAGAGUCAUCAAGUAACUUUCCCAAUGGCAGUUCUAGUGGAAACCCUGUUGUACUUGGUAUGCCAGUUGAGGAUGUUGCAGCCAUACGAAUUCAAACUGCAUUUAGGGCCUAUAAGGCAAGGAAAGCUUUACGUCAUUUGAAAGGGAUUGUAAGGGUACAGGCACUGACCCAAGUCUAUACUGUUAAGAAACAAGCAUCAACUACUAUGGACUAUCUCCAUUCUUGGAGCAGAAUACAGUCCCAGAUUAGAGCUCGCAGAAUCUCCAUGGUAACUGAAGGCCGAAUUAAGCAAAAGAAGCUAGAGAAUCAAUUAAAGCUGGAUGCGAAGCUUCAUGAGCUGGAGGUGGAAUGGUGUGGUGGCUCUGAAACCAUGGAGGAUAUUCUUGCCAGGAUGUACCAGAGAGAAGAAGCUGCAGUUAAGCGUGAGAGAGCCAUGGCAUAUGCAUUCUCUCAUCAGUGGAGGGCCAACUCUAGUCAGAACCUGGGACAGUUUUCUUAUGAACUCGGCAAAGCUAACUGGGGUUGGAGCUGGAUAGAGCGAUGGAUUGCAGCUCGCCCGUGGGAGAGCAGAGUUCCCAUCAGUCCAAGCCCAAAGAUCCAGAGUAAGCAGACAGACAAGCUUAGUAGAACUACAAGCCUACCAGCAGUAAAAGUCUCUGUUUCGGUCAAACCUACUCUCUCUAAUGGGAAGGGAUCUUCAAAAGCAAGGAGGUUGUCUUAUCCAAAUACUGAAAAACCUGCUGAACAGAAGGCAAAUCCUAAGUUACAAAGCCUUUCUAGUUCCGAAACUGAAGAAACAAACACAAAGCAAGAGUAGCUAGCCAGUGUGUCACUGUAGUGAGAUGUAGAAGUCUUGUUUCCUUGGUCCUGGCCUGGUUCUUUGAUUAAAAAAAA
This is a messenger RNA of Macadamia integrifolia, 1391 nucleotides long. RefSeq names its product protein IQ-DOMAIN 10-like. Lineage: Eukaryota; Viridiplantae; Streptophyta; Magnoliopsida; Proteales; Proteaceae. The transcript has 6 exons. The coding region runs from base 373 to 1314 and encodes 313 amino acids. The record is from RefSeq and is a predicted model, not a curated record. Gene Ontology annotation, molecular function: protein binding.